UUGCAUGAGGCCAGGAGAGGCUGCCCAAGUCCAAGGCGGGAGAGCCUGGGAGGAGGGAGGGGCCGCAUCCUAGAAACCCAAGAGCUCAGGCAGGGGUCCAUCCCUCCCCUCCCCCUCCUGAAGACCCCUGGUCCUCCCACUGACCCCCACCCUUCGCCUGCCAGCUAGCCAGGCCAGUCCAGAACAGGAGGUCCUGAGGCUUAGGAAAGAGGAGCAUGGUUCCACCCUGGCUGGGCACAGACACUUCUACUCCAGGGGACUUGCCAGCAGAUGGGCAGCACUUGAAGCGCCCAUACAACCUCCCUCACUGCCCCCUGAGGAGCAACUGUUCAGGAGCCCUGGUGUGUUCACCCAGGUGGACCUGAGGGCCCCCCUUGGCCAUUCUCAACACUCAGACCCUCUAAAGAAGUUCCCCUGGCAGUCAAAUAGGGUGUGUCCACCAGUCCUAGCUUCAGGCCAAGACCCCAGACCCUUCCCAGCUCAGGUGCCGAGGUGUAGGAACCCCUCCUGUCUGUGAAGUCCCUCAGGUGCCUCACUCUGUUCAACCUGGGAAGAAAGACUGGAGUCACAGAGAUUGCAUAGAAUGCCCCUCACCUCCCAGCAGAGAUGCGGGACCACCUGUAGGAGGGGGUCUCCAGGUGGGCCCAUACCCUACAGUGCAGAAGUGAGAUUGCUGGGCCUCUGGCAUCUGCUGACUGCCCUGCCUGCCGCUCUCUGGACCUCCUCUCCAGCCCCAGACUGGCUGUCAUCACAGCCACUGCCAGCCAGGUGGCAGAAGUACUAAGUGGCUCAAGUGGUCAGGAAGGACUGGGGCUGGGUCCUGGGGGCCCAUCAGACCUCCAAUUGAGAACCCCUCCCCUGACCUCAACUCUUCCAUCCCAGCCGGCUCCGGGGAACUGAGGUGGCAGCUGAGCCCCUCGUUAACCCCUCUAGCUCCACAGCUGGUGAGGAACCCGAGUCCCCCGGGAUGCCCCGACCAGCUGUUCCCUCUGCCUGAUGCACAGAGCCACCUGCAUCUGGGGGUCUCUAUUUCUUCUUUCUCCUUUGCCUUGACUGGCCGUCCCACUUCCAAGACCGCUGCCUGGGGCACCCUAUUGCUGUGAGGCCUGGCAGGAGAGGGGUGUUCCCUACCGGCCCCUCCCUUGUGCCCGCUCUACUCUGGCCAGGACACCACCUCCAGCCGGUCCCGGCUGCCUGCCCGGUCACCGGAUCCGCCCCAUAAACUUGAUGGCGUGUGGGGCGGUGGCUGGCUUGCUGGGGGCGGGGGCUGCUCCUUAAAGGAGCCGUCAGAGGGUGCCCCGUAGCCCCUAGGCUUCUCCCCUUCUCCAGGGCGAGAAGGGGCUGGGGAGGGGAGGCACUGCUGCCGGAGUUCUUGGUGGAGUGUGGGAAGGGAGCUGGGUGUUUUGUGGCGUCUGGAACCUCACCGGCCCAGAAGAGGCAGCGGCAAGUAUCCCGGGGCAGAGUCCAGGGCGGCUCAAGGCUCCUCCACACACGCCUGCUGAACCCUGAGCACCCUGAGCCGCUGGGAUGGGGCGGGCUGAGGCCGCCGCCAUGAUCCCGAGCCUGGCUCUGCUCUGGGCAGCGGUGCUGGGGGGUGCCAUCCCCAGCCUCCCACGCCUUCGGCUCUCCUUCCAAGAGCUCCAGGCCCGACAUGGUCUCCGGACCUUCAGGCUGGAGAGGACCUGCUGCUACGAAGCUUUGCUGGUGGACGAGGAGCGUGGACGCUUGUUUGUGGGUGCCGAGAACCAUGUGGCCUCCCUCAGCCUGGACAAUAUCAGCAAGCGGGCCAAGAAGCUGGCCUGGCCGGCCCCUGUGGAAUGGAGAGAGGAGUGCAACUGGGCGGGGAAGGACAUUGGUACUGAGUGCAUGAACUUCGUGAAGCUGCUGCAUGCCUACAACCGCACCCACCUGCUGGCCUGUGGCACAGGGGCCUUCCACCCAACCUGUGCAUUUGUGGAGGUGGGUCACCGGCUGGAGGAGCCCGUGCUCCAGCUGGACCUUCGAAGGCUAGAGGAUGGCAAGGGCAAGAGUCCUUAUGACCCCAGGCAUCGGGCUGCCUCCGUGCUGGUGGGGGAAGAGCUGUACUCGGGGGUGGCCGCAGACCUCAUGGGCCGGGACUUUACCAUCUUCCGCAGCCUAGGUCAGCGUCCGAGUCUCCGAACAGAGCCACACGACUCCCGCUGGCUCAACGAGCCCAAGUUUGUCAAGGUAUUUUGGAUCCCGGAGAGUGAGAACCCGGAUGAUGACAAGAUCUACUUCUUCUUCCGUGAGUUGGCAGUGGAGGCCACGCCGGCACUGGGACGCCUGUCCAUUUCCCGUGUUGGCCAGAUCUGCAGGAACGACGUGGGUGGCCAGCGCAGCCUGGUCAACAAGUGGACAACGUUCCUGAAGGCACGGCUGGUAUGCUCGGUGCCUGGCGUUGAGGGUGACACGCACUUCGACCGGCUCCAGGACGUGUUCCUGCUUUCUUCACGGGACCGCUGGACCCCACUGCUCUAUGCUGUCUUCUCCACAUCUAGCGGCAUCUUCCAGGGCUCCGCAGUGUGUGUGUACAGCAUGAACGACGUGCGCCGGGCCUUCCUGGGACCCUUUGCACACAAGGAGGGGCCCAUGCACCAAUGGGUGUCCUACCAGGGCCGCGUGCCCUACCCCCGGCCUGGCAUGUGCCCCAGCAAGACCUUUGGCACCUUCAGUUCCACCAAGGACUUUCCUGAUGACGUCAUCCAGUUUGCCCGGAACCACCCCCUCAUGUACAAUUCAGUCCUGCCCAUGGGGGGACGCCCUCUCUUCCUACAAGUGGGUGCCGGGUAUAACUUCACCCAGAUCGCUGUGGACCGUGUAGCUGCUGCUGAUGGACACUAUGACGUCCUCUUCAUUGGCACAGAUGCCGGCACAGUGCUGAAGGUGAUCUCGGUCCCCAAGGGCAGCUGGCCUAACGCCGAGGGUCUGCUCCUGGAGGAGCUGCAUGUGUUUGAGGACUCAGCCGCUGUCACCAGCAUGCAAAUCUCCUCCAAGAGGCACCAGCUGUACGUAGCCUCGCCGAGCGCAGUGGCCCAGAUCCCGUUGUACCGCUGUGCUGCCCACGGCCGUGCCUGUGCCGAAUGCUGCCUGGCGCGUGACCCCUACUGCGCCUGGGAUGGGGCUGCGUGCACGCGCUUUCAGCCCAGUAGCAAGAGGCGGUUCCGGCGGCAAGACGUAAGGAAUGGGGACCCCAGCACGCUGUGCUCUGGGGACUCGUCCCAUCCCACGCUGCUGGAGCGGAAGGUGUUUGGUGUGGAGGGCGGCAGCGCCUUCCUGGAGUGUGAGCCCCGCUCACUGCAGGCGCGUGUGGAGUGGACCUUCCAGCGCUCAAGGGAGGCAGCCAGCACCCAGGUGCCGGCGGAAGAGCAUGCGGAGCGCACUCCGCGAGGGCUGCUGCUGCGUGGGCUGCGGCGCGGGGAUGCGGGCGUGUACCUGUGCGCAGCAGUGGAGCAGGGCUUCUCGCAGCCGCUGCGUCGCCUCGCCCUGCACGUGCUGAGUGCUGCGCAGGCCGAAAGGCUUGCCCGGACGGAGGAGGCUGCGCCCGUCGCGCCGCCGGGCCCCAAGCUCUGGUACCGGGACUUCCUGCAGCUGGUGGAGCCAGGCGGCGGUGGCGCGAGCUCCCUGCGAAUGUGUCGUCCGCAGCCCGCGCCGCGCCCACCUUCUCCGGAGUUGCGGAGGAAGGGCCGCAACCGGCGGACACAUGCCCCAGAGCCCCGGUCUGAGCGGGGGGCCGCGCAGCGCAGCGCACUAGUGACUCGGCCAUCCCCACGCCGGGGACUGGGGAGGCGACGACAGGCGGGAGAGAGGGGGCGGACAGACCCUGGGAGACGGACAGCUGGGUGCCGGACACACUGCCGUCCCCGGCCGAUGGACACCGACUGACAGGCCCUGGCCGAGGGGCAGCCGCGCUGGCUUAUUUAUUAACAGAGGAUAACCCUUGAAUGUAGCCCCUGGAGGGUGGCCCAGGCCAGGCACAGGGUCCGGCUGGUGGCUGGCUGGGAGAAGGCAGAGAAGCAAGGCUCCAGAGCCACGAUCUGGGCGGGGGAGGUGACCCGAGUGCUCACCCUGGGGGAAGGACCUCCUCCUUGGGCAGUGAGCAGAAAGCUGUGAACAGCCUGGGCUGUUGGGGGUGGGGGUGGGGCAGGCCGACUGUACUAAUGCAAUAAACACACUAUCAGCUGAAGCUGGAAUGGCCCCAGCAGACAACCGCUGGUCCUAGGUCUUGCUGUGUGGCCUUGGGCACCUUCCUAGCUGUCUCAGGACCUCAGUUUUUUCUGUCUAAGGAUGCUGCGGUGAGGAUUAAAGGUGGUUUCCAUGUGA
Molecule: messenger RNA, 4341 nt
Organism: Diceros bicornis minor
Lineage: Eukaryota; Metazoa; Chordata; Mammalia; Perissodactyla; Rhinocerotidae
Gene: SEMA3B
Product: semaphorin 3B
Exons: 18
Coding region: 1528-3903 (791 amino acids)
Biological process (GO): semaphorin-plexin signaling pathway; negative chemotaxis; positive regulation of cell migration
Molecular function (GO): chemorepellent activity; semaphorin receptor binding
Source: RefSeq, a predicted model, not a curated record